Messenger RNA from Symbiodinium pilosum, 181 nucleotides. The record is from the annotation of a GenBank genome assembly. Lineage: Eukaryota; Dinophyceae; Suessiales; Symbiodiniaceae.
AUGGUGCUUGCAAACGACAACUUCUCCACCAUUGUCGCAGCUGUGGAACAGGGCCGGUCAAUCUACAAGAACAUGAAGGUCAUCCGCUAUUUGAUCUCUUCCAACAUUGGCGAGGUGGCGUCGAUAUUCUUCACCGCGGCCCUUGGAAUCCCCGAGCGCUCCGGUGGUGAACUUCUGGGGG